CUUUUGAACCAACGUACUGAUCUUAGCCACGGUGGUACUUUUUGGCUUCGAUUAUUGAGCUUUCUAUGAUAAACUUAGAAAAUUCUUUUUGCACAAAUCUAUUAAUUUUGUAUGGCUCGCAAACUGGGACUGCUCGAGAGGUUGCCUACGAGAUUGGUAGAUUUGGGAAGCGAAAUUCGUAUGAUGUUUGUAUUUAUGGUUUGCACGAGUUCAGUGUCGAAAAACUUUUACGGGUAAAGUUGGCCCUUUUUGUGGUUUCAACCGCAGGUCAAGGCCAAGAACCUCGCAAUAUGACCAAGUUUUGGAAAUAUUUACUUCGAGCAAACUUAUCCAAAGAUUACCUUAGUACUCUUCACUUUUCGGUCUUUGGGCUUGGAGAUUCCUCUUAUAAGUGAAACCGGCUUCUACAGUUGGGAGCUCACGAAAUUUAUUCAAAGGGGCCUUGGUGAUGAUCAAAAUUAUAACGGUUUUUAUGGUGCUUUGAUGCCUUGGAUGGACGGAGUUUUGAAAGCCCUCCACCUGUCGUUUCCGCCACCACACGGCUCACAACCAAUGGAGCCUGAUAUUUUGAUGGAGCCAUUUACGAAAUUAACAGCGUUAACUGAAGAUGUCGAGUUACCCAAUAACUUUUCAAAUUUAUUUCUUAAAAGUGAAAAUUUUGUUAACGCGCAAGCUACUUUUUCGGUUAACGUUGUAUCAAACGAAAGGACAACGAAAGAACACCACUUCCAAGAGGUUCGUAAAAUAGUAUUCAGUAUUCCAGAGACUUUAAGCUAUACUCCUGGCGAUCUGCUAUUGGUUCAACCAGAAAAUUCUAUGGAGAGUGUUGAUUAUCUUAUCGACUUUUUGGGGAUCAAUGCAAAUAACAGAGUAACUUUUUCUUCUCCAAGGAAAAGUCCUACGUUAUGCACUAUUAGGGAUCUUUUUACAAAAUAUUUGGAUUUCAACGGGAGGCCCACUCGAUAUUUUUUUGAACUUCUUUCUCACUUUGCCACGGCGUCACACGAACGCGAAAAGCUUUUGGAACUUUCGCUUCCUGCAAACCUCGAAGAUCUCUAUGCGUAUGCUCAUCGUCCCCGAAGAACAAAGUUAGAAGUCCUUCGCGACUUCCCCACACUUCGCCGCAGAAUACCGCUGGAAUACGUUAUUGAUGUUUUCGGAUGGAUGGAGCCGCGUGCAUUCUCCAUUUGUUCUUCUAUGAAGAAGCAUGUGGGUGAACUUCACGUGUGCUAUGCAGUUGUGCGUUAUAAAACGAGUCUUUUGUUGCCAAGAAUGGGUGUCUGCACCAAUUGGAUGAAGUCUUUAGAAAGCGGGUUUAAGGUUGAGUGCUGUUGGGUCGAACCUGGCACGCUUCGACUACCCGAAGAUAACUCUACAACACUUCUAAUGAUUGGCCCUGGAACGGGAGUAGCUCCUUUUAGAGCCUUUAUAGAGGAACGGUCUUUUGAGUUUAAUAAAACUGGUUGUCUGGUAUUUGGAAACCGAUACAAAGCACAGGACUACCUUUUUGGGGAGGAGUGGGAAGAAUAUAUUAAUAAUGGUCAACUGCACGUGAUAACUGCUUUUUCACGCGAUCAGGAAUUAAAAGUUUACGUUCAGCACAAAAUUCGUGAAAACGGUCGAUAUAUAUGGAACUUGAUAAACAGAGGCGCUUAUGUAUACAUAUGCGGGAAUGCUCGAAGAAUGCCGGAAGACGUUAUGAACGCCUUAAUGGAAGUAAUUCAGCUCUUUGGUCCAAUGACACUUAAGAGCGCCGAAGAAUACGUGAGUCGCAUGAGAAAAGAAAGAAGAUUGCAUACAGAAACCUGUAAGGAAGCUUCGACUACUUUGGAACCGCCUUUGGAAUUCUCUACUAAUAUAAUAAUUGCUCAGUAAUAAAAAUGUAUUUAAUGCUUCCGGUUGACCGUUCGGGAAUAUUCCAAAAACUUAUUAACUGAGUAGCAUAUUGUUUUUUUACACAAUAUAGGCUUUAUAGUUUAUGAUUUCCUUAGCUGUAAUGACCUCAACUUUUGUGAAAAUCUCAGAAAGACACGUCAUUUUUUGAGAAGUGGUUAUUUCUUAAGAUAACGCUACGGGUUACUUUUUCUUAUACGUAACGAUACCCUAUUUACUUUUAUUAUUAAAGCGCUGAUACGCUGUGUAGUCUACUAUUUAACAAUUAACUGUGACCAUAAAAAUUGGAACCAGCGUACUAACAAAAAAGUAUAUUCACUCAAAGGCCUUUAAAAAGAUCCUACUUUUACGGAUUCUGCAUUCUUGCCGAUCUAAGUAGAUUCAACUAAAAACCGGUAAACAUAUAUAAUAUUCGCCGUAAAUUACUAAGGAGGCAGUGGAGCAAAAGAGAAAGUGAUGCUGGCGGGAAAAUUUAUUGAUUACUACUAACCAAAGGAAAAUAUUAAUAUUUAUUGCUGCUGCGUCAUCAUAUAACCUUUUAGAGCAUCUUGCAUUUCAGUGUAAACUUG
Molecule: messenger RNA, 2462 nt
Organism: Zophobas morio
Lineage: Eukaryota; Metazoa; Arthropoda; Insecta; Coleoptera; Tenebrionidae
Product: NADPH-dependent diflavin oxidoreductase 1-like
Exons: 19
Coding region: 484-1875 (463 amino acids)
Cellular component (GO): cytosol
Molecular function (GO): flavin adenine dinucleotide binding; oxidoreductase activity; FMN binding
Source: RefSeq, a predicted model, not a curated record